Saprolegnia parasitica CBS 223.65 is the source of this 684-nucleotide messenger RNA. RefSeq lists its product as hypothetical. The record is from RefSeq and is a predicted model, not a curated record. Gene Ontology annotation, molecular function: protein binding. Lineage: Eukaryota; Oomycota; Saprolegniomycetes; Saprolegniales; Saprolegniaceae. The transcript is spliced from 2 exons. The coding region runs from base 1 to 684 and encodes 227 amino acids.
AUGGAAGAUCAAGUCAUCUCCAAGGACACGCUCGGCAACACGUCGCUGCACUACGCCGUCAUCCAAGAGUGCGACGACCUCAUCGAGAGUCUCUUCAAGAAGGGCGCGCUCACUGCGAUCCGCAACAACGCGGGCGACACACCCGUGGACCUCGCCAACGACGAGUCAAUGCGCGAGCUCUUUGCCCCCGGCGCCGUCGUCGCCGUCCCUGCGGACCGCAGCUUGCUCCCGCGGCCGUCGGGUCCGCUCAAGGUGCGCGACGACACGUACGUCUCGGUGCUGCUGAGCGCCGUCGCGAUUGCGGGUGGCGUGAUGCAGACGCCCCACUUCCGCAUCUACUCGAUGGACCCGCGCCGCGCGGUGGUCGACACACCGCAGACGACGCCGGAUGCGCUGAUCCAGGACGGCCCGAGCCUCUGGUUUGGCAAAACGUGGCAUCUCCAGGUGCCGCUCGAGCACAUGACGGAAGGCUGCGUCGCGGUCUUUGAGCUGCUUCGGUACGACUACCACACGGACGGCCCGGAAGUGUUUUGCUGGACCUUCUUCCGCUUGGAUCUGAGCAAGAUCACGAGCGCGCCGCUGACGUUUGAAAUGUACUCGCCACCCGUGGACCCGUACAGCCAGAUCCUUGCCCGCAUGCCCGGCGACUCGUUCUUCCAGGCCGAGCUCAACAUCUCGUUGUAA